Acanthopagrus latus (yellowfin seabream) is the source of this 3836-nucleotide messenger RNA. Its product is annotated as roundabout homolog 2-like. The coding region runs from base 464 to 1624 and encodes 386 amino acids. The transcript is spliced from 8 exons. Gene Ontology annotation, biological process: cell surface receptor signaling pathway. NCBI's taxonomy places the organism in Eukaryota, Metazoa, Chordata, Actinopteri, Spariformes, Sparidae. The record is from RefSeq and is a predicted model, not a curated record. Gene Ontology annotation, molecular function: transmembrane signaling receptor activity.
CUAUGUGACUGUGUGAUAUAUUCCAUGUUACUGCUGUAUGUAAUAUCCUGACAUGUUUUAUAUUAUUGUGUUAUUACAGGCACGUUCAUGACGUCAUCAGAUUACACACACGCUGUACAAAGUGCUGCAGCGCCCCAUGAAACAUCUGCCGAACCGACAAGAAGGUCCAGAUGAUGAAGAACCAGUCAGAGACAGAGUUUCACAUUGUUCACAACUCAGCAGCUCAUAAAAACAAGUGAUCUUUACAUGGAGCCUGGUGACUUUCUGUCUCUUCGUCUCUCCUCAGGUGAGAAGUUUACCUGCUGCUGUGUUAAUGAUUAUUAAUAAAAACACGUCUGGACCAUUUAUCAUGACGUCAUCAUAUGGACUGACCCCUCAGCACAUCUCCUCCUGAAGAACAAGCCAGAUUCAUUCAUCAGAUGAAUAUGUGUGUUUGCUUUGCUUCUGUCUGUCUGGUGGCGUCAUGGUGACGCCUCAUCCGGUUCAUGUGAGCUGCUGCGCUGUGAUGAAGUCACCUCCUCAAGUUCCUGUUGGCUGCAGAGUCAGUGAACUCACCUUCACAGCAGGAGGAGAAUCUGUGAGGAGUGUCCGACAGCAUGUGGCUGCUCUUUCAUCUCCUCUGUCUUCAGUGCUGAUGUCGCUGCUGAGCCGCGCUACAAACCAAGCCUCUCUGAACAUCAGUCCUCACAGCUCUCAGAUGUUUGAAGGACAGUUUGUCUCUCUGAGGUGUGAGGAGGACGACAGCUCUGACGGAUGGACGGUGAGGAGGAACAACACCAAGACCAGAGAGACCCGGACUCAGUGUAAAGACUGGGGAGAACCAGCUGGUUCUGUCUGCACCAUCAGCUACGUCGUCCCAUCUGACAGUGGAGUUUACUGGUGUGAGUCCACAGGCGGAGCAGCCAGUAGCAGCAUCACCAUCACUGUCACUGGUGGAGCAGUGAUCCUGCAGAGUCCUGUCCACCCUGUGAUGGAGGGAGAUGAUGUCACUCUCACCUGUACAACAAAGACCUCCAUCCUCUCAGCUGGUUUCUAUAAAGAUGGCUCCUUCAUCAGGACUGAGCCUACAGGUCACAUGACCAUCCACCAUGUUUCCAGGUCUGAUGAAGGAUUCUACAAGUGUAACACCAUCAGUGAUGGAGAGUCUCCACCCAGCUGGAUCACUGUCACAGGGAAACUGACCACGACACCUCCUCCAUCCACCACAGCUGGUUUCUCCUCCUCUUCCUUUCCUCCUGCUCCCUUCCUGUUGUGGUCGGCUCUAUCUGUCUGUGGCCCGGUGGUGCUGGUGGUGCUGGUGGUGCUGGUGGUGCUGGUGGUGCUGGUGGUGCUGGUGGUGCUGGUGGUGCUGGUGAGGCGAUGUGUCCGGAGGAAACCUGAAGAGAGCGAUCCAGCUCCCGUCUACUCAGCAGUGAACAGAGAAGAAGACGUCGGCCGUGAAGCCGACAGGACGACAGCGAGUGACGCUGCUGCAGUUUAUUCAUCAGUGAGAAGAGGUGGAGACGUCAGUUACGGAGAGGUUUCCAUCAGGACGAGCAGCAGGAGAGAGCGUCCAGCAGAGACGGACGUCAUCUACUCGUCAGUCAGCUGCAGCGUCACACCUCCACGUCAGUCCGAGCAGUGACGUCGAGCUGCUGCUUCACUGCUCAUUAACUCCAUACCAACAUGGAUUCAAUCAUAUGUUCAGGGGUCAUAGCGUUCCGGCACCACUAUCGGGGCUGGGGAGAAAAAAAAACAUCGGGUUCGUCCUUUUUUUUUUUUUUUUAAUUAAAGUAGUAUGAAUUACAGAAUCUCGUAGAGGAGACAGACAUACAUCUGGAAAAACACUGCAAAAUAAACAUGUUGAUCUGUGUUGUUCUGAGAUGCGCAGAUAGACAGUAAAGGGAAUUCGCAGGCCAGAGAGCAGCUUUAACGCCCAAUGACUCAGUAAUACAUAAGCCAAUCAGAAGGAGGGUAGGUGGCGGCCUGUGUCUCUGGCAGAACGAGUGGUACAGCAGUCAAGGUAAGUAAUGGCUAUGUUUAUGAAGCCAGGGGAAGAUAUUAAAGAGGUUGACAAAGGCAUAAAAAAGAAAUGGCGGUGGGCUUGGAUGGAGGCAGUGGGUAUUGACGGAAAGCGCUAUGGAAGCUGGUGUCAAAGGCUCCGACAGCCCAGAGCAUGUUACUGCACUGUGUGUGCACGGAAACUGUUCUAUGGAAGUAGCGGAAGAAGUGGACCUGCUCAUAACGCAUCCGUCAGGUUUGCCACGGCAGAUGUCCCAGCAUCAAUGACAGAUCGAGGAACUGAUUUAAAAACUCGCGUGUGCUCAUUUAUUGCCGAGCUUGAUCUGUCAUUCACAACUGCACAGCCACUCGUAACGUUAUGCAGAAAGUUAGCGGAGGACAGACCCGCACUAGCGCAUCUGUCUGUCUCCAGCAGCAUGCAAGCUGUCUUCUUACCGGCAUCUCGCCAGAAUUCAAAAAACGUCUCUCUGAGAAGUUACAUCAUACCAUGACACCACUGAACUGAAAAGUCAGUCAUAUUUUGCAAUUAAAGUUGUUAAAGAAAAAUGAACAUCUGUCCUUUUUAUGUCCUUUAGUUAAUGACUACCAAUGAAUUCCUAGUGUAUAAUUCCCUUUGAUGUAGUAUCAUUGCCACUGACUGAGCUGUCUUGGUAUGGCUGUAGAAUCUGUGUAGCAUUUACCUCCAGAGAUUGUGCUAAGAUGGACUGAUGUCAAUCUAAAUGCUGAACACAUGGUAGGUGUUUUCUUGAAUAGUACUGGGGUCAUAAUGCAUACCACAUGAAAAUAUCUAAAAAGAGCCACUCGACAAUAAUGAUGAUCAGGGUUAUACACAGGCUGUUUAUAUACCUGCCCCCCCCUGUUCACCUCUGGGGGGAAAAGUUCCGGCUCGGGAAUCUUUUCCACUAUCAGCCCUGUAUGUUGUGUGUUUAUACAGUCCUGCAGCUAAACCCUGGUCAGACCACACGGCCCAGAGAACACUGCACUCUGCUACAUCAGCGGGUCGGCUGGUACCGCCAGCGCUGAGAGCAAACAGAGCUGCUCAGAGGAGUCACCACUCUUCUCUGUUCUGGAGCCUCAGAGGUGGAACCGAGUCCAGACCAGCGUCAGGACAGCAGAGUCUCUGUGUCUGCAGCAGGAGACUCAGACUCACCUGUUCAGACUCACCUGGACCUGCAGAGCAUCACUCCGUCUCACAGCCCAACCUCCACUCAGAAACAAACAGAAAAGACAAACCAAAGAACACGUACAUGCACCUUUAUGUUCCUACCUUCAGAUGAGGGCUUGAGAUCUGUGUCUGAUUGUUUCAUUCUGACUUCAUCGACUGUUGUUUGAUGAUGUUUGUUUCUUGUGACAAAUGUAAAUCUAAAGGUUUAGGAUUUGAUCCUGAAGGUGUUCGUGAAGCCUCUGAUGUGUGUAUGUGUUCUGACAGCGGUUGAUGAUGUGCUGAGUUUACGUUUGACCUGAUUUGUAUGUGCAGAUGCUGAAGUUAUUGUGAGUCAGUUCCCAUGUAACUGUGUGGCUGCUGCAGUUGUGUGUGUUGGUUUCUACUAUCACACAGGACGAGGAGAGACGGCCUCUCUUCAGUCGUCACUACUGUCAAGCAAUGAAAUGACUUCUAGAAAAUCAAUAUUGUGUUGAACUUGACCGACUCUGAUCUGCAGUAGACAAGCGACUGAUAUUCAGCUGCCACGACUCAAGCAAAAGAAAACGCUGUCAAACUCACAUCUGAAUAAAGAGUCAAACAAUAAAUACAGCUUGUUAUUAAAACCAACAACAGACAAACAGCUCCAACAACGUCACAAGAUAAUAAUCAGCAGGAAUCAUUCACCAGCUCA